Molecule: messenger RNA, 453 nt
Organism: Penicillium chermesinum
Lineage: Eukaryota; Fungi; Ascomycota; Eurotiomycetes; Eurotiales; Aspergillaceae
Exons: 1
Coding region: 1-453 (150 amino acids)
Source: RefSeq, a predicted model, not a curated record
AUGAGAGCAGAUGGGGCAGAUGAAUCUACCCUCUUUCGAUGUCUCGACGACCGCAAUCGUUAUGCUUUCGAUGACUGGCGACAAGUUCUCGUCCGAGUACCGGGAAUCACAGACUUCCGGGGCGUCGCGUAUGACGGAGAUGUUCUUACUUACUAUUCGGGGAAGAACGAUAAGGAGAUGCGGGCCCAAUGUGAAGAGAUAGAAGACGAGGACUCGAGAAGCCUAGCCUUGGCAGAGCUAGAGUUUCAAGUCGUGGUGUACCUGCUUGACCGCGAGGCUAUCGAAACAGGUCUGAUCAAGAUGCUUUGGGUGGACGAGCACGGAAACAGUGCGUGGGAGAACCGGGUGGAGCCCUCCAGUCUGAAUGCGCUUUCUGGAGCCUUGAUGAAUGGCAUUCGUCUAGACGAAAUCGCGGGUGGAGAUUCCGGGCGGGGGUCCUUGAUAAGUAGAUAG